GCUGCUGCGGCUCCCCGCCCGCGCGGGAGGCGCUGAUCCUGCUCCGGCCAUGCUGGUGAGCAAGACGGUGAAGCGCCUCUUGCAGCUGGUGCCUGGGAAGCAGCGCUUCGGCGCGUACCGGUUCCUGCCCUUCUUCUUCCUCCUCGGGGGAGCUAUGGAGUGGUUCAUGAUUAACGUCCGCAUUGGCAAGGAGACGUUCUAUGAUGUUUACCGCAGGAAACGAUCGGAAAGGCAGUACGCAGCCAGGAUGGAAAAAGGGGAAUUUUAGCUGAAGCACUUCAAGGGGAAGGUUCUGAAUGCUUCAACUGUAUUAAUACUGAAGAAGCAUUGCUGCCACACUGAUGGCAGGGGAAAGUUUUGUCUCUGCAAGGUGAACUGUAAUCCACAUGUUUGUGUGAUAUGCUUGCAGAUGGUUUUGGUGGUUUUCUUCUUCCAUCUACUUUGUAUCUUUAGUGUUUAAGCCAAACACAGUAGCCAAAAAGUUCAUUGUGUUUAGGCCUCUGCCAUUUAUUUAAUGUUCGUUUAGUAUUUUAAAUAAAUUAAA
Messenger RNA from Indicator indicator, 544 nucleotides. Its product is annotated as ubiquinol-cytochrome-c reductase complex assembly factor 5. The coding region runs from base 50 to 268 and encodes 72 amino acids. The transcript is spliced from 3 exons. The record is from RefSeq and is a predicted model, not a curated record. NCBI's taxonomy places the organism in Eukaryota, Metazoa, Chordata, Aves, Piciformes, Indicatoridae.